This is a messenger RNA of Microcebus murinus (gray mouse lemur), 1200 nucleotides long. RefSeq names its product olfactory receptor 8B8-like. Gene Ontology annotation, cellular component: membrane. Gene Ontology annotation, molecular function: G protein-coupled receptor activity; olfactory receptor activity. The record is from RefSeq and is a predicted model, not a curated record. NCBI's taxonomy places the organism in Eukaryota, Metazoa, Chordata, Mammalia, Primates, Cheirogaleidae. Gene Ontology annotation, biological process: G protein-coupled receptor signaling pathway.
GCUGAAACUGCCCUUCCAGAACCCCAGUGGUUAAUAACAACAAUAGGAAGCAUUAAGGUUUUCUGGACCAAGAAGGGUGAAACUAGUGGAAGUGUCUGUUUGACAACGGAGCAGAGAAUAAACAGCGACAUUGGUGGACCCGGUGUUUGCAGUGUCUAAUCAAUUCCUUAAAGAAGAAUGGCUCCUGAAAAUGGCUCCUUUGUGACUGAAUUCAUUCUGGCGGGAUUAACAGACCAGCCAGGUCUCCAACUCCCUUUGUUCUUUCUGUUUCUAGCAAUGUAUAUGGUCACUGUGUUGGGAAAUUUGGGUUUGGUAACUCUAAUUGGGCUGAAUUCUCACCUUCACACCCCCAUGUACUUUUUCCUCUUUAACUUGUCCUUCAUAGACGUCUGUUAUUCUUCUGUGUUUACACCCAAAAUGCUGAUGAACUUUGUAUCAGAAAAGAACAUUAUCUCCUACCAGGGGUGCAUGACACAGCUUUUCUUUUUCUGCUUUUUUGCCAUUUCUGAAACUUAUGUGCUGACAUCAAUGGCCUAUGACCGCUAUGUGGCCGUCUGUAAUCCACUUUUGUAUAACAUUGCCAUGUCCCCUAAAGUGUGUUGCAACCUUAUGCUUGGUUCAUACUUGAUGGCCUUCUCUGGUGCCAUAGCCCACACUGCGUGCAUGCUGAGACUGACCUUCUGUGAUGCAAACACCAUCAACCACUAUUUGUGCGACAUCCUCCCUGUGCUCCAGCUCUCCUGCACCAGCACCUACAUUAAUGAGCUGGUGGUUUUCAUUGCAGCAGGCAUCAUCUUCUCUGUGUCUACUCUCACCAUCUUUAUCUCUUAUGGUUUUAUUCUCUCUAGCAUCCUCUGUAUCAGGACCAAGGAGGGCAGGUCCAAAGCUUUCAGCACCUGCAGCUCCCACAUAAUUGCUGUUUCUCUAUUCUUUGGAUCAGGUAUAUAUAUGUACCUCAAACCAUCAUCAGCUGAAUCCAUGGAUCAGGGAAAAAUCUCUUCUGUCUUUUACACCAAUACAGUUCCUUUGAUGAACCCCUUGAUCUACAGCUUGAGGAACAAAGAUGUCCAUCUUGCCCUGAGAAAAACCAUUAGUAGAAGAAAGUUUUGAUCAGAAAUAAGAUGUCUCCGUGCAUGUAGUUACAGGACAGGGAGAUUCUGCUGUUUAAUACAGUAUUUUAGUUACAGCCUUCUUAUCCUG